Messenger RNA from Alternaria arbusti, 660 nucleotides. RefSeq lists its product as uncharacterized. Bases 1 to 660 code for a protein of 219 amino acids. Lineage: Eukaryota; Fungi; Ascomycota; Dothideomycetes; Pleosporales; Pleosporaceae. The record is from RefSeq and is a predicted model, not a curated record. The transcript has a single exon.
AUGGCCAAUGGUCAGUGGCGGUUCUGCGGCAACCGAUUCGGAGUAGAAUCUCCUCAUGGUUGCUCAUUACACCAUUACGGCGAGUAUGAGGAUAACCGCUUCUUCCAGAUGGCGAAGAAGAAUUUGGAGUAUAAGCUCCCGAGCACGUUCCCUCACGAGCAGAUCGGAUGGCAGAUGAACAUACUCAAGCUCGGAGACAUCCGCUUCUCGUUUACUAUGUGCAUGGGUCUGAUUAAUGGUCAACCGAGCUUUGUUCGAGUUCUGAAGGUCUCGCCAGACGGUUCGCCCGCUGAGAUCUGUGAGAUCGUUAAAGUAGCAGAGAGGGGUUUGCAGCUCACCAAACCUGAUGCCAGCAACGAUAGCUCCUUAGGCGACAACUCUGCAGAAGCAAAUGCAAUUCCUCGAAAGCCAGCAGCUCUCUUUAGCAUAAUCGAGGAGGAAGAAACAAACGAAGAAGCAUAUAAUAAUGCCACCUCUUAUAUGACCUAUAACCAGGCUAUCAUGGAAGCUAGUCAGCAGCGACAGAGGGAUGUAAAAGACUCCCAAAAAGCCAGAGCAGCUGAAAAAGCAGCAAAAGCCGCUUCUUCCAAGUCCAAGGCCAAGUUGCAGAAGCCGAAGACCGUAAAAGAGACAUUAGCUGCAACCAAGAAGAAAAACUAA